This is a messenger RNA of Rhopalosiphum padi (bird cherry-oat aphid), 2359 nucleotides long. RefSeq names its product schwannomin-interacting protein 1 (gene Schip1). The transcript has 6 exons. NCBI's taxonomy places the organism in Eukaryota, Metazoa, Arthropoda, Insecta, Hemiptera, Aphididae. The record is from RefSeq and is a predicted model, not a curated record. Gene Ontology annotation, cellular component: cell junction; plasma membrane. Bases 483 to 1418 code for a protein of 311 amino acids. Gene Ontology annotation, biological process: positive regulation of hippo signaling.
GCCUAAUAUGUAUUGGUGCGUGCUCACGAUUUUUGGGAAAUUUAAUACCUACGCUACGAAAAAUUAAUAUAGAUAACCAUACUCAAAUUCGUGACACAAUACUAUGCACACGUCACAAGAUACCGUCGCGGCACUGCGUAAAAAAUAUAAUUUUUCCGUAUUAAAUAAUAGUAUUUGGACACGCCGCCGGGUAAUUGGUAUAUAAAUUUGGGUUUGUUUACCUCCAAGCCGAAAUUGAUUCAAGAAGAAGAAGUAAAAAAUAUUUAUUGAUAACUGAUAAGGCGAUAGGGAUUAUUAUUGGGCAGAGUCUACGCCGUCGCCGACCCGUUGACCGAAGUCCGCCAAACAAAAAUCAUUAAGACGAACGCCGUCAGCGGUGCACUGGUGGUACUGGACGACUUUUGAAUGUGUCCCGUUCAAAAGUAACGGGACGUAUCCAUAAGGCGCCGGACGAUCGAAUAGCGUAUUUAAUCCACUGUACCAUGUCGGAUCAUUCGUCACUAGUCGCAACGUUCAAAGAAAAAUUGCGACCCAGAUACUAUGGCAAGUCCAGCGGAGCGAACAGUCGUUACAUCAAAGAGAACAUUUAUUUCAACGGUAUCGCUCUGAGGGAGUCACUGCUGUACGACAACGAGUAUCAGGACACACAGACCCACAAACGCAUGCUGAUCGGCCAGAACAACAAGACUGCCGCUUAUCCGAACAACAAGUGUCUAGAGUUAGAAAAAGGUUGUUUCAUAUAUCAGAAUCCCGCUAGCCAUUACGACGACAACGAUUUUAUACACAAGUUCACUGACAUGUCUAUGGUUAAUGAGCUCGAGGUAGUCAACAGCAAUUACAUGAAUUCCUUAGACACAAAAACAUAUAACCUGAAAAAAAAUGACCGUGAAGAAAUUCGUAAGCGCUUAGUAGAAGGUUAUCAUAACACGAGAAAGUCGACAAAAAAAUCAAGUUUAGAAUCUAGAUUACAAAACGGGUCUAAUCUACAGCUAUGCUUUAUGAACGAACAAUCUUCAGACACAGAAUUACCAAUUAAUAAUUGUGACAUCUCAGCUGAAGAUGAGAAGAUAAAAUCUGCUGCUGAACUCAAACAAGGACUGAAUUUGGCAAAAAAUCGAGCACGAGCACAUAUGAUUUCAGAUCAGCGCAAUUGUGUAAUUUCAGCUGUAAUUAAAGAAAGUCUUUCAAAAGUUGGAGUGAAGUUAGAUAAUGAUAGAAGACGUGUUAGUAGACAUUUCUUAAUGCGUUUAAACUUGGCACAACUACAAGUUAUUGUUAACGAUCUGCAUUCUUACAUUGAAUACUUAAACGAAAGCCUUGUGAAUUUAUUACUAGAGAGAGAUGAACUACAUAUGGCAAAGGAUUCAAUGUUGGUUGACAUUGAAGAUUUAAAACAUGUUACUCGCAUGUCAUAUUAACCCAAAAACUUACUUUCACAUUUUUUAAGCAAUUUGUAUUUUAAAAGUGUGUGUAACUUUAAAACAUUAGAACUGUAGUGUCGGAUAUUCAUAAGUAUCAUUAAUGAUAUUUUCAUUCCUUCAAGUAUUAUAUAUUUAUAACUUAUAAACAAGGUUGUACUUAAAAUACAAAUUUGGUAGGUAUUUUUAUAAAUAGGUCAUGAUGUUUUAUUAUAUUAUGUAUUCCUUGCUAUAAAAAACAAAAAAUUCUUUAAAUUUCAUAAGAGGGGUGAACUACAGGUACAGCUUUGUUUAUAGAUAUUUAGAUUAUUAAAACCUAUGGUUAGUGCCUAGAAUAUAUUUAUAGGUAAUUAAAUUGUUUUUAAAAUAUAUUAUUUCCUUGUGUUCUAUUAUAUUAUAUUACAUCAUAUACUAUAAUGUGGUAUCUUUUUAUAGUUAAUUUGAUGAUUUAAAUUUACUUAAAUCUUUCUCAUUUUGUUGAUCUUAUAGUUCUUUUAAGUUUUAAUUUUACAUUUAUAUUAGUACUGUUAAUUAUUGUUUACUAUCAACUAUGAAUAUAUUCUUGUCUUAACAUUAAGUAUUAAUUCUUUAAGUUUGAACAAAUUUUUAUUUAAAAUUAUACACUUCAUUCCAAAAACUUAUUACUAAUUAUAAUAAAUAAUUUAAUAUUAAUUAUAAUUUUAGAUAAAAACAUCUUUAUCGCAAUAAACCACAUAGCGCUUAUAACAUAAACCGACACUACAGAAUAUAUUUUUUGUUUUGCUUACGCACAAAAUUUAAUACCUAUAUAGAAUAUCCAAUUAACCAAAACUGUUGUUAUGUUAUUAUGUUAAACUAUUUUUAUGCUAGAAUAUUUAGAUAUUGUUUGUGUAUUGGCUUGUCUUUUUAAAUCAAUACACAAUAUUAUAGAAUAAAAAUAAAUGUUUUCUUUAUUUUAUAAA